This is a messenger RNA of Hevea brasiliensis (rubber tree), 1623 nucleotides long. Its product is annotated as transcription factor bHLH30. The record is from RefSeq and is a predicted model, not a curated record. Lineage: Eukaryota; Viridiplantae; Streptophyta; Magnoliopsida; Malpighiales; Euphorbiaceae. Gene Ontology annotation, biological process: regulation of DNA-templated transcription. The transcript is spliced from 3 exons. Gene Ontology annotation, molecular function: DNA-binding transcription factor activity; protein dimerization activity. Bases 316 to 1005 code for a protein of 229 amino acids.
CGCCUAUGUGUCUUCACAUUGGCUGGUGUGUACGUUCAGUUCACACAUCUACUGCCCACCGAGCCCUUGUCCUCGAAUAAUGAUUAACCUUUUCUAUCCACACUUUGACGUAAAAAAACAAAAUACAAAAUAUAAAAAUAAAGAGGAGAAGGUAAACUUGAGUCUCCCACUAAAAACUUUCAACUUUCAUUUUAUCAAAUUUUCUUACCUGUACGCUCUGCACUUUACCCCUUGCAUGUCGUCCGCUUCUCCUCGCAUGUCCUUCGCUUUUCCUCCCGCAAUAUAUUUCGUUCUCUUUUCACACAGCUACCACGGAUGCUUCCUUUUCAAGGCUGCUAUGGGUUUGUUCAUCGUGACCCAAGCGUCGUCAACGCCAUGGACUUCAAAGUCGGAGCAUCGAUCCUCAGAUCCUCGUCGAGAUUGGGAAAGAGAUCAACGAAUGCAUUCAAGAGCCACAAGGAAGCAGAGAGGAGACGCAGACAGCGUAUCAACGCCCACCUCUCUACCCUCCGUUCUCUCCUCCCCAGCGUCACCAAGACGGACAAGGCCUCCUUGCUAGCGAAGGUGGUGCAUCACGUGAAGGAGCUAAUAAGGCAAGCCGCUCAAGUGGCACGUCAGGACGGGGACGGUUUCUGUGGCAGCAGCAGCAGCAGCAGCAGCGGAGGAGGAGGAGGAUCAGAGCCUGAAAAGUACUGUGCGUUCCCGGGAGAAUCAGACGAGGCGACUCUGAGUUAUUGUGAUGGGGAAGCGAAGACGAUGAGGGUGAGCGUGUGUUGUGAGAAUAGACCAGGGUUGAAUUGGGAAUUAUCGCAGGCGAUCCGAUUGGUUCGAGGCAGGGCGGUCCGGGCUGAGAUGAUGACGGUUGGAGGACUGACUAAGUGUGUGGUGGUGCUGCAAUGGGCUAGUGGCGGUGGUGGAGAUGAGGAGGCGAGAAUCCUGAGAAGAGCGUUGAAGGCCGUCGUGGAGAAUCGAGUCUCGGGUUGUGGGUUGGGCCAGCCUUCUUAGGCCAGGGGGGAAGGACCCAAGCAUGCUUUGCUUUGCUUUACAACAUUCACAUGCAUCCUUCCUUUUAAAGGGAGAAAAAUAGACUAGUAGGCAUAUCCCAAUACCAUGGAGCUGGAAAUGCGAUAGCGCACAGCCAUGUAACUUUUUGGCAAACGGAUAAAAGCUUUCACUAGCGGGCAAGCAUGUUAUGCAAAGCUAAAAAGACAAGAUCAUGCUAGCUGGAGCUCUCCAAAUUGUUUACCAGAAGAGAAAUGGUCUGGCUGGCAAUCCCGUAAUUAAGCACCAAAUGGAUCAUUUUAUUUUACUUUAUUUUCCCCUCAUUUUUCUCUUAUAUAUUCUUAAUUUUUGUCCCAGUUAAAUGCUCUUACGUACGUUAUAGGAUCAAGAAUUUGUCCGAUAAUUGCUAACAGUAGCUUCCUUUAGAUUUGAUUUAGCGAACUGGGGCUUUCAUGGCUUAUUAUGCCCUUUCCUGGCAUUACCAAUUCCUUGCCGGGUUUCCACAGAAAUUGUCCUAGUUUCAAUUCAGUAGACCAAGAUAUUCUUUAGAAUCAUUUCUCUAUACUAAAUUGAAGAAGAGAUUUGAGAGCAGAUCAAUGAUCUGCUACUCUAUUAUGGCAG